CUCCUCCCUCCACCGGAGCAGACAGACAGACAGACAGACAGACUCCUCCUUAUCAGCACCAUGACUUCUGUUAUGUACUCCUCUAGGAGCUCCAUGAUGGGCGGCGGCGGUGGCAGCAUGGGCCUGGGGCGAGCAUCCUAUGGUGGCAUGAGCUCCUUCAGCAUGGCAGGAGGAGCAGGAGGCGGCGGUGUUAGGGUCUCCCAGGCCAGCAGGAGCUUCUCUGCCGGCGGUGGUGGCGGCUACAGCUUCGGUGGUGGAGCUGGUGGAGGUGCAGGGUUUGGUUCAGGUGGAGGCUUUGGUGGCGGUGCAGGCUUCGGUGGCGGCGCAGGCUUCGGUGGAGGAGCGGCGAUGGACGACAGUGUCAUCGGCAACGAGAAGUUCGCCAUGCAGAACCUGAACGAGCGCCUGGCCACCUACCUGGCCAAGGUGGCGGCACUGGAGAAGGCCAAUGGCGAGCUGGAGCUGAAGAUCAGGGGGUUUGUGGAGAGCAAGACUGGACCCAGCACCAGAGACUACAGCGCCUUCUUCGCCACGAUCACAGAACUGCACGGCAAGAUCCAGGACGCCAUCAUCGUCAAAGGUACCGUCAUGCUGAGCAUCGACAACGCAAAGCUGGCUCAGGACGACUUCAGAAUGAAGUUCGAGAACGAGCUGUCGAUGCGUCAGUCUGUGGAGGCCGACAUCGCCGGGCUGAAGAUGCUGCUGGGAGAACUGGGCGUGGCCAAAACCGACCUGAGCAUGCAGAUCGACGGCCUGGCGGACGAGCUGGUGUCCAUGAAGAAGAACCACGAGGAGGACCUGCUGUCCAUGAGAACUCAGAUGACCGGUCAGGUGAACGUGGAGGUGGACGCUGCUCCUCAGGAAGACCUCACCAAAGUCAUGGAGGAGAUCAGAGAACACUACGAGGCCGUCGCCGCCAAGAGCCGCAGAGAGCUGGAGGGCUGGUACCAGACCAAGUCGGAGAUGAUCAGUCAGGAGGUGGCGACCACAGAGAUGACGCUGAAGUCUUCGACCACAGAGGUGAAGGAGGUGAAGAGUCAGCUUCAGUCUCUGGAGAUCGAGCUCCAGUCACAGAUGAGCAUGAAAAUGUCUCUUGAAGCCUCACUCGCUGACAUCCAGAGCCGCUACGGGAUGCAGUUGAGCGGGUACCAGAUGCAGGUGAGCAGCAUGGAGGAUCAGCUGGUGCAGCUGAGGGCCGACCUGGAGCGGCAGGGACAGGAGUACCAGAUGCUGCUGGACAUCAAGACCCGUCUGGAGCUGGAGAUCGCCGAGUACAGGAGGCUGCUGGACGGAGAGGGAGUCGGAUCUUCAGGCAUGUCCUCUUCCUCCUCCACCACCACCACCACCACCAAAGUCAUCACGAAGGUCAUCGAGGAGACCAUUUGAGCGCGACCACCCGUCUGUCUGACCCCCGGAGGAGGAGUCAAACCUCAACCUUUCCUGCGCGCUGAACGAGAGAUCGGGAACGACAGUUUCUGUUCUGCGUCCGGCUUCAUUAUCUUUACUUUCUGCUGUCGUUCAGACCUCAGUCGCCCUGAAGGUUGUUGGGUCUGUGAGGGGAAACAUGAAGCGUCCUCGAAGGUCUGAGCCGACUUUAAAGAACCUUCUUUCUGAUGCUUCAAUUCAAAUAAAAGUCUACUAAAGUCAACAGAA
This is a messenger RNA of Dicentrarchus labrax (European seabass), 1653 nucleotides long. RefSeq names its product keratin, type I cytoskeletal 13. The record is from RefSeq and is a predicted model, not a curated record. Gene Ontology annotation, molecular function: structural molecule activity. Bases 61 to 1386 code for a protein of 441 amino acids. NCBI's taxonomy places the organism in Eukaryota, Metazoa, Chordata, Actinopteri, Moronidae. The transcript is spliced from 7 exons.